Messenger RNA from Knipowitschia caucasica, 564 nucleotides. The record is from the annotation of a GenBank genome assembly. Lineage: Eukaryota; Metazoa; Chordata; Actinopteri; Gobiiformes; Gobiidae.
AUGAAGGUUGAGAUGAAGGUUGAGAUGAAGGUUGUGAUGAAGGUUGAGAUGAAGGUUGUGAUGAAGGUUGAGAUGAAGGUUGUGAUGAAGGUUGAGAUGAAGGUUGUGAUGAAGGUUGUGAUGAAGGUUGAGAUGAAGGUUGAGAUGAAGGUUGUGAUGAAGGUUGAGAUGAAGGUUGUGAUGAAGGUUGUGAUGAAGGUUGAGAUGAAGGUUGAGAUGAAGGUUGUGAUGAAGGUUGAGAUGAAGGUUGUGAUGAAGGUUGAGAUGAAGGUUGUGAUGAAGGUUGUGAUGAAGGUUGAGAUGAAGGACACGGGUGAGGUCACAGAUGAGGUCACGGGUGAGGUCGACGGAGAGGCGGACCACAUGACGCUGGAGACUCGAGACCCUCAUCCUCCUCAUCCUCCUCAUCCUCCUCAUCCUCCCACCCAGAGGGACAAUGAAGUCUCCACAUCCGAAGAUCAUGAUUAUUUCUGGAACAUUAUCACCAUUGCCAUCUUCUACGCUCUGCCUGUGAUGCAGCUCGUCUUCACUUAUCAAACGCUCGUUCAACCACAUCCUCAGUAA